Molecule: messenger RNA, 1384 nt
Organism: Arabidopsis thaliana (thale cress)
Lineage: Eukaryota; Viridiplantae; Streptophyta; Magnoliopsida; Brassicales; Brassicaceae
Exons: 3
Coding region: 313-606 (97 amino acids)
Source: RefSeq, marked reviewed
CCUUUAUGGGCAUUACCAUCUGAUCUCCGUCGCAAGAUCUGUCGGCCGAGAUGAUUUCGCAGUUUUCUUUCUCAGAGGCGGCUCAUGGCGACACUGUGCUUUCUCCCAUCGGCUUGAUUUCAUUGUGAUUUUCUAAAUUGAGGAUAUGAUUUUCUGAGCCAUGGGAAGGGAGAGAAGAAAGCUUAGCUUGAGCUUGAAUUAUGAUUCAUCUGAGAAAUGCAGGCAAAUGUUGAUGCACAUCUCCUGUUGUUCAAGUAAACUUUUUCUGAUUCGCCACUACAGUAUCUUGUCCGUUCAAUUUCUGUCUGAUUGAUGGCCUUUUUUCGUUCAAAAUCAUUGUUUGGUGUUGAUGAGAACACGGGAGCUGCAAAUCAUAGGUAUCAAAUGCCAAAGACGAGUACUUGGCGUGAACAUGGUGGACUUGACUUUGUAUUCAGCUUGCUGGAGAAAAUUUCAUCGACCAUUGGUGUGAAAGACAGUUUCUUUCAGAAUAAUCAGACUCUCUGUUUCUUCAGAAAUGGCUCGAGAAUUGCAUCUGAUCUGGAUGAUUUUCUGUGUUCAUCUGAUUGGCUUCUCAAGUCAACAGGAAACGGGGUUUAUCUAUAAACGUUUUGGUGAAACAGGCCAUGGAGUUGCCAAAGGAUUGUUGAAGUUGACCGAUGGAUCCAGAGUGAAAAUGGGUCAUACCUUCUUCAAGAACCCUUGCAUUCGUUUUACCGACAAUCAUAAUGUAUUUGGCUCUUGGAGCAGUUAUUGUCUAUCUGGAAAGGAAAUGGUAUAACAAGGAUGGACUUGUCAGAAAAAGAGGUUUCAGAGAAGUAAACAGAGGAACUCCGAUAGAGACGAGAAGAGAAAGAAGAAGAAAGGAGAGGAAGAAUCGAAAAUGAAUCAACUCUCAAGAACAAUGGGAUAACUAUUUGUGGGAUUCUUUCUCAAUCUCUCUGCAAUCCUUUUGAGUUCAACCGAUAUGUCGAUAUGUAUAAAACUCAGAUAUGAAGCUGUAACAUAAGAAUAUUUAUUCCACUUUAUACAGCUCUUUUGCACUACUUGUCUCUGUGACUUUCUGUGUUUCCCUUCUUUCAAGUUUGCGCAAUUGAGAAACCCUAGAAGCUUCAGUGUAGUAUGUCCACCACUGUCGCUAAAUCUCUAGGCAUAGAUGACGCUGCAUCUGUUUCCCCCAUGCCUCAAUUGCAGUGUGUUGAGCAAUUCCUAGCUAGAAAUUGUAAUGAGUUGAUAGGGCUAUAUUGAUCGAUCUGUUCCCAAAAGGCAGAUAAUGUGAUGUAUGUCUCUUGUUGUUCAAGGUCAACUCUUUGGGAUUUGCCACUGCAGCAUAUUGUCCGUUCGAUUUCUGCCUGAUAAUCAUGUCUUAUUGAUGGCUUUUCCU